ACCACGCGUCAAGUCUAUGGUAGACGCUCGUGGCGCGUGGACGUGCUGUUGUGUACCUAGUGCUUGGAUUGCAGGAUGUUGUGCUCCUUCCUGGUCAUCUCACUGCUCGUCAAAGCUUCUGAAAGCCUUCGACUGGUCAGGCUUGACGUGCCUUCCGUUGUUCGAAGAGGGGAGCCAGCCUGGCUGAACUGCAGUUACCAGCUGGGGAACGACCAACUCUACUCAAUAAAGUGGUACAAGAACAACGUGGAAAUUUACAGAUUCCUUCCAAGCGAAGUGCCGCCCGUCAAGGUGUACAACAUGCCCGGCAUUCACGUGGACCUUUCAAAGUCAAACGAGAGCAACUUGUACCUGAACACGACGGACCUUAACUCGGAAGGAAAGUACCGGUGCGAGGUAUCCGCGGAGUCACCAUCUUUCCAAACAGAGAGAGGCCAGAAGGAAAUGCUCAUCUACGUCCUUCCAGAGGAAGACCCUACAAUUAAGGGACUUCAGAGUCAAUACAAAGUCGGCGACGUCAUCAAUUUGACCUGCUCCUACGGCCCUUCACGGCCUAAUGCAUCGGUCACGUGGUACAUCAACGACAGAAAGGUGUCGGGUAACGCCGAAGAAGUGAUCCAAACGUCGUCGUAUAUCGACGGGGAAGGUCUGAUGCACACCACGUCUCGCAUGAUGUUCCGGGCUCAGUUCAGCCACUUCUGGCACGGCGCAAUGGAGGUUCGCUGCUCAUCUCACGCUUCGCUCCCUUACUACGUGAGCAGCGAAGAAGUCAACAUCAGGGAAAACGGCCGCAAAGUGGACGUAUCCGGUCCGCAAAUGAAUGGCCCUCAGAUCGACGGCAGCAAAAACCACUACCGGCUGGGAAGCAUCGUAGACCUCAGCUGUCGAGCAGAAGGUGACGCUCCUGCGCACGAACUGAAGUGGCUCAUCAACGACAAAGAGGCUCAAGAUUCGUAUGUGUCAUACACGCCUCCAUUCGGACCCGACGGUCACUCUUCGACGGUGCUCCGGCUUCACUUCCGCUUGACCGAGCAGCAUUUCAGCAAGGGAGAACUGCGGCUCAAGUGUGUCUCCAAGCAAGUGCGUGAAUUCACGGCGGAUAGGUCGUUCAGGAUCCCAAUGAGCGACAAGGGACACACCUCGGGACUCCAGGUAUCCUUCUCCAGAGCAAACAGUGGAACGCAACGGAUGGCUUGCUUAACGCUCAUGCUUCUGCUGCUCACACUUUAGAAGAGUGCUCCACGCGGUCGUCGCAGCGCGCAUCGAGCCAGGUUCUCCAAGACCUUCUCCCCCGCAGCACGCUGCCACUCCCGGAAGGACCUCCAUGGCCUCAGGACGACGUGGGCCUUCGUGACUAGUCAGUCAAACGGAAUAGACUCCGUUCCGCAGCCGACAGGACGUGUACAAUCAUGGACACAAAUGACACGUAAAGAGAAGCGGUUUCCGUCUGUGUGAGCGCCGCGCGGGUGCGUGUGGUGUUUCUGAACAGUUAUCGCCAUCAGUAGAAGCAUUUUGCGCGCGCACGUGUAUAUUGGCAUGAGAGAUUAGCGCGAAAGAAAUCAUAAUGAACUGCUUGGACAAGUGAUACACAGACGUGUGCUGUGCAUUCUUGAAGUAUGUCUGCGAGGUAUAAAAUCCGGUCCUGUAAGAGGUCUGAUAUGUGGGUGAGCAGAAACCAUUAAAAUAUAGUUCGGUCAAUA
Ornithodoros turicata is the source of this 1700-nucleotide messenger RNA. RefSeq lists its product as uncharacterized. The record is from RefSeq and is a predicted model, not a curated record. Bases 76 to 1230 code for a protein of 384 amino acids. Lineage: Eukaryota; Metazoa; Arthropoda; Arachnida; Ixodida; Argasidae. The transcript is spliced from 8 exons.